AUGUCCCGGCGUGUGUUUGCUUCCGCGGUGCUGCUCCUAUUUGUCGUGAUGAUGUGCUCCAGUGGUAGGGCUUCGAACGCCGUGACGAGUAAUUCGGGGAAUGUGCAAUUGCCUCAUACGGUCGAUCUAUUUUUGCCGAAUCAGACGCUGGUUGUAUCGAAAGAUGGAAGGUCUCAAGAGACGAAGAGGGAUGCAUUUGUUUCACCCUCUCUCGUCAGUGCUGGUGGAGUAAUUGCUGCUUUUGCCGAGGGUCACAUGGAAACCAAAUAUCAAGGUGGUCAAUCAACUAAGCCGUCUUCUGAUGUAGUUGCAGAGUACAUCGACUCUGCGUGGGAUUGGCCCACUCUUGUUGAAAAGGUUAAUAAAGAUACAUGGCGGGCACACACUGUGCUUGGUGCAGCGGAGGGAAAGGAUUAUCGUAUGGGUGGUUUGCAUCACCCAACAUCAAUCACGAGGGGCAAUAAGGUGUUUCUUCUUGCGGGAGGCUUUGGUGAGCUCAAGGAAAGUGGUGGGAACUGGGAAUGGGGCAAAUUUGAGCUGACACUGGUUGUGGGUGAUGUCACGAAUUCUACGCCCGGCGAUCCGGGUGGACGGAUCAAAUGGGGUGACCCAAGACCGCUGUUCGAUUCGAAAUAUUCAUUGAAUCACAAAAGUAAAUUGAAUACCUUUUUUGCUUCUGGUGGCUCAGGUGUUCUGAUGGAGGAUGGCGCCAUUGUAUUUUCUUUGAUGGCGGUGAAUGAAAAAAAUGAUGGCGUUUUACCCAUGAUCAUUUACUCGACGGACGACGGCAGUACCUGGUUGCUCUCUGAGGACAUUUCACCUGCGAACUGCUUUAACCCCCACAUCACCAAGUGGGAGGGAAAACUUCUCAUGAUUGUUGACUGCGAAAAAGACCAGAGGGUGUACGAGUCGCGUGACAUGGGGACAACGUGGACGGAGGCCAUCGGGACGCUUCCAGGCGUGUGGGUCAAGUCACAAUUGGGAGACUAUCCGGACGAAGGCUUGCAUGUGGAUGCCCUCAUCACCGCGACCAUUGAGGGCAGGAAGGUCAUGCUUUACACACAGAGAGGGAAUUUCUCGGGGGAAACGGAAAGGACCACUGCGCUCUACGUUUGGGUGACGGACAACAACCGCUCGUUUUCUGUUGGACCGGUUGGCAUGGACAAUGCUGUGAAGGGGGAGCUUGCCGGCGCCCUGCUGUACUCGGAUGGCUAUUUGCAUCUUUUACAACAGAGGGUCAGUGCUGAGGGCAGUGCCAUUUCACUCUCCCGCCUGACGGAGGAGCUGAAGAAAAUCGAGUCCGUCCUCAGCACUUGGGCACAGCUUGACGCCUUUUUCUCCAAGUUGUCUAUACCCACGGCGGGUCUUGUGGCGGUAUUGUCAAACGCAUCGGCCAGCAAUGACAUGUGGUACGACGAGUACCUUUGCCUGAAUGCAACGGUGAAUAAAGCGGUGAAGGCCGCGGAUGGGUUGAAAUUGAUGGAGCCUGACUCCAGGGUAAUGUGGCCUGUGAACAUUCGGGAAAGUGAUGUACGUCAUAUAUCCUUGAGCCAAAACUUCACGCUUGUGGCGACGGUGAUCAUCGAAGAGACUCCGACUGCGGACGCUCCUCUACUGUAUGCGGAGUUGUUUGACGCUGGGCCCCCGUAUAUCAUAAGACUGUCGUACACCGCGGAUAGCAAGUGGGAGACGAUGGUCAAAGGCGACACAAAAACAACAACGGAAAGUGGCACAUGGGUGGCGGGGAAAGAAUACCAAGUGGCACUCAUGCUGCAAGGCAACAAGGCCUCUGUGCACAUUGAUGGCAAGUCGCUGGGGAAGGAAGAAGCACUGUCAACAGAUGAGAGGCCACUUGAUGUCGCAGGCUUUUGCUUUGGCGCGUGCGGUAUGAAAAACUCUCCUGUGACGGUGGCGAACGUCUUUCUGUACAACCGCCCACUGAAUCCCACUGAGAUGAAUGCAAUCAAGGACAGGAAACCCGUUCCGACGAGAGGCUCGGAAUCGCAAGCGGGAGGUGUUCCUCAAACCAUCGCAUCUGCUGUGUCUGGCCCAGAGAAAAAUUCAGCAGCACCAGCGAUGCCCAUGACAUUGGAUCCCCAUGCAGUUGAAGAAGUGAGUGAGGGUGGAGCGGCAAAGAGGAAUACCUCUCGGACUGAGGAUGUGCAAUUCGUUGUGCCAGAGGUGAGCUUGAAUUCUGCUGGGAGCGGACUGCUGCCGCUGCUUCUUCUGCUGUUGGGGCUGUGGGGGUUUGCGGCUGCGUGA
Molecule: messenger RNA, 2262 nt
Organism: Trypanosoma cruzi
Lineage: Eukaryota; Euglenozoa; Kinetoplastea; Trypanosomatida; Trypanosomatidae
Product: trans-sialidase, putative
Exons: 1
Coding region: 1-2262 (753 amino acids)
Biological process (GO): oligosaccharide catabolic process; ganglioside catabolic process
Cellular component (GO): membrane; cytoplasm; intracellular membrane-bounded organelle
Molecular function (GO): exo-alpha-sialidase activity
Source: RefSeq, a predicted model, not a curated record